GAUUUACACAAGGAAGUGUUGCUCGCGCUGAAGUUGUAACGUCUACAGCUUCCUUAUGACAAUGGCGACUGUCACGACCGAUUCUUUGGUAUCGGUAAGAAUUAGAGGAGUACUGAUUGUUGUCAUUCUUCAUUUCGUAUUUAUACCACCGGUGACAGCUAUAUCAGAGCCGGGCAAAUGGAUCGUGAAUGUGGAUAACGUUAAUACAGUUAAAAAGAGCUACUUCUAUUUUCCAAAGACAAUGUUCAAUGGCACUGACAUUUCCAUAAUCUGGCACAAAGGAGACUGCAAUGGUGCUGUAAACUUUAGUAUAUCAUGGUAUUUGCGGAGUUCUUCUUGCCACGAUGAAGUGUUUGGACUUAAUGCUGAUUUGGAAAAACAAUAUUUUAACAGCACGAAUGUACUGUGGCCAGGAGGCAAUGGAUACUACAUUAGUCACAUCUAUGAGCCUAUAGAGUGCACAUCUCAUUUUGAUGGAAACAAGCUUGCUCUAGAAAACUCUGAUACGCCUAAAAAACUGGACCUAAUAAAUGAGUCAACAACAGAUAAACAAAACAGACGAAGGAGGGAUGUGAAGGAGGAAGUAAAGGCAAAAGAUGCUGCUGCAACAAACCCAUCGAGUGCUCCGAAAAGUAAAGACUCUUUAUCAGUAAAAACCUCAUCUAAAUCGCAAACCGCAGCGGUACAAACCUGGGAAGACAGCCCUUAUAUGUUCAUCAUCCAAAUUGAGGCGUUUCCAGCUACCAAAGAAACGACAUGGAAGUUCCAACUGGAGGUCAGGAUGCACGGCCCUUAUGACUACAUCUCAGCAUCUGAAUGGCCUUUGAUGAUUUUCUACAUGGUGAUGUGCAUCAUCUACGUAAUUAUGGGCGUGCUGUGGUUGGCUCUCUCGGCUUGUUACUGGAGAGACCUGCUGCGUAUUCAGUUUUGGAUUGGGGGAGUGAUCUUUCUGGGCAUGCUUGAGAAGGCGGUCUUCUAUGCAGAGUUCCAGAGCAUCCGUUACGAUGGCCAAUCAGUUCAAGGUGCAGUGGUGUUUGCGGAGGUCCUUUCGGCUGUGAAAAGAACCCUGGCUCGAGUGUUGGUCAUUAUUGCUAGCCUUGGAUAUGGCAUAGUCAAGCCAAGACUAGGAGCAUUGCUGCACAGGGUAGUGGGAGUAGGACUGCUCUACCUUAUCUUCUCCAUCAUAGAGGGCGUCCUGAGAGUCAACACGGAGCACGGUGGUUCAAGCAGGCUGCUUUGUGACAUUGUUAUGGCCCUCAUUGAUUCUUGUGUUGUGUGGUGGAUCUUCAUUAGCCUGGCCCAGACGAUGAAGCUCCUUCGGCUGAGGAGAAACUUGGUCAAGCUGUCCCUGUACCGACACUUCACCAACACACUCAUAUUCGCUAUCAUUGCAUCUGUUAUAUUCAUUGUGUGGACGACAAAGACCUUCAAGUUAACCAAGUGCCAAUCUGACUGGAGAGAGCUGUGGAUAGAUGAUGCCUUCUGGCGCUUCCUGUUCUCUAGUAUCCUGCUCGUCAUUAUUUUCUUAUGGAGGCCUUCAGCGAACAACCAGAGGUAUGCCUUCAGUCCACUGGUGGAUGAAGUUAGCGAGGAAGAGGAGGAGCAGCUAAUGAAUGAAGCCUUCGAGGGUGUGAAAAUGAGAGGGAUAAAACAAGAGACCAACGGAAGUGCAAAACUCAGCAAAGUGGAUGAAGAUCUCAAAUGGGUUGAGGAGAACAUUCCCUCAUCGAUGGCUGAUGUCGCACUGCCGCCUCUGCUAGACUCAGACGAGGAGAUCAUGACUACGAAAUUUGAGAUGUCCAAAAUGGAGUAAAUCCAUGAAGAUGUAUGCAUUUGUGUAUAUAAUGUGUAUGACAAUGCACAACUGCUUUAUCCUACAAUGAGCUUUUCAUAAGCAACGUCUGUAAAUAUGUGGGGCGUUGAGGGUAAUGCACUAAAGGACUUUUUGUUUUAUUUUUAAUUGCCUGUUUGUAUUUAUAUUUUCUCAGAUAAUAUGGUGUCAGAGUUUCUUAAAACAUAACUGUAAAUUGCCUUUGACUGUUGUUUACAUAUCUAAAGCACAGACUGUGAUUAAAAAACAUUAGUUUGUGCAUUGUGCUCUUUUACUAAGAGGCUUUUGCACCGCAAUCCUCUUAAUCACAUAAAGAUGGGAAAACAUGUCAGAUGAAAGCACUCUUUUCUGGUUUUCUUUAAUUCGUCAAUAUGCUUUCAUAGAUUAAGAGUACCUCUGUGACCUGCAGCUGGUAUUUUCAGUAAAAGUGGCCAUAAAGUGCCAUCUUACUGGCCUGUGGACCAUUUAAGCAGAUUGCCUUUCAGUGGAUUUAUCUAACGUGAGUUUUUAAUGCUCUGUCAUAGUUAAUAAAACCUCUGGCUUCAUGGGUAAAGUUAGAUGGUGAGGGAAAAUGAGGUUACAAGAUGUGUCGGUCUAAAACAAAGGGCAAAGGUUAUUUUUUUCCCCAAUUGAUCCAAGCUCAUCUCUCUUUUUGUAAAAUCUCUUUUCCACCCUUGAACCAGAUGCUCAUUGGAAAGUGAAGUAUUUUUAAUAGCAAAAAAAAAAAAACAGUAUAUAUAAAAAAGGUAUUAUCAUUGACCUGAUUUGACAACAUAUGCUAAGUCCACCCGAGUUGUGUUGUCAAUAGGUAUUGAUUUCAUUUUCAUCUCAAAGCCACAUUCAAAAGUCUGUCAUGCAGAGUGUCAGUUUCACCCGCUUGCCAAUACAGUCUCAAUAUCUCUGUCCUGUUUUGUCCCUGUUAAGUCAGCUCAUUAUCUGUUAAUACUUCCACAGUUCUUCAUUAACCCUUACCCUGUGUAAGCUAUAGGGAAAUGCUGCACCAAAACCUGUUGCUAGGCAUUCUGUUAAUCUGCAGUUAACGUGCUAAUAGCAUGAUCUUGGCCAAUUAGUGUAAAUAGUUGAUAACAUUAUGGUGCUCAAAGAUGCGACAGUCAUAAUCAUCUGAGCUUAAU
This is a messenger RNA of Pimephales promelas (fathead minnow), 2964 nucleotides long. RefSeq names its product transmembrane protein 87A (gene tmem87a). Gene Ontology annotation, cellular component: Golgi apparatus; membrane. NCBI's taxonomy places the organism in Eukaryota, Metazoa, Chordata, Actinopteri, Cypriniformes, Leuciscidae. The record is from RefSeq and is a predicted model, not a curated record. Gene Ontology annotation, biological process: retrograde transport, endosome to Golgi.